GCUGCCGCCACCUACCGUCGUCCGCCAUCAUCCAUUCCUCGCCCAUCGAUGCGUACGAAGUCCCCACCGGCCACCCCGCCUCAACCACUGCACCACCAUGACGCCUCUCUCUUCUCUCUCCCCCAUUGGGAUUCUCUUUCCCUCCCUCGAGGGGGUGAGGAGUGAGGACAGAUGAGCAGACAGAAAGUACAGGCCGGGGGAGGGGUGGCCAUGACCGUGUCCACCCCCAAUCCAUGCUUUUCCUAAUGGACCAUGACAUUUCUAGAGAGAGAGUGUGACAGGGAGAGCAAGAAAAUGGACGUAGCGCGCAGGCGUGCACGAUGCGCUGGACUGCAUCAUCACAUUGGCACCACCACCUUCCCCUCUCCCCUCUCUCUCUAGUCUACACAGAGAAACCCACCACCAGCAACGCAGCAACAACACAAACACACGGGUUCCAAGAAUGCCCAAGAUGCGAGAGACCUUCCCCUUCUCGCGCAGACGGCAGAUGUGUGGAAGCAAAUCAGAUCUCCCUGAAGCGAGCAAGGCAAAAGGGAAAGGCGAGACGGCGCCCAACUGUACUACUUGUCUACUUCCAUCCACGCACCAUUACCACCGCUGCCCACCCACCCUCCCUCCUGUCUACUACUACUGCUGGUAGGAUGAUGGGUACAGAGAGAAACAUCAAACAAGAGAAAGACGAGAUGAGAGUUGAAACUUGAAGAGUCGGUCGGUGGCGUUUCUUGCCGGGCGUGCUCGCUCGCCCUCCUGUUGCCACCGAUGGGCCUUUUUGGGUUUUCGGCACCACCUCGCCUCACUCAUGGGUCAGAGCCAGGAGAGCUCCCCUUCACACGCCGUCCCCGCGGCAGGAGAGAGAGAGAAAGGGAGAGAGGGGAAGCGCCGGGCGCAAGAAACUUCCCCCACCUCCACCUCCUCCUCCUCGCCUUCCGCCUUUAUUUCUGUAUUGUCUCCUUCCUUCCUCGUUCCUAUCUCCUUCUCCGUCUUUCCUCCUCUCCUCCUUUGGUUUCUUGGGGGAAGGAAUUUGAGGGGAGGUGAGGCGAGGCGGCCAUGAAGAAGGCCAAGGUCAUCCUGGCCCAGCCGGCGGCGGGGGCGCCGUUGCGGCCGUUGGUGCCGCGGCGGUCGCCGCUCUCUCCCGCGCCCGGGCCGAUUCGCGGUGGUGGGGAAGAGGCGGCGUACAGGGCGAGCCUCAGGUACCGCGGCCUCCUCCAGGACUACCGGGAGCUCGUCAAGGAAACCGAAGCAAAGAAGAGGAGGCUGCGCAUGGAGAAGCUCAAGAAGCAGAGGCUCUUGGCUGAAGUCAAGUUCUUGCGGAGAAGGUUCAAGUCCUUGUCUGAAAACCCAUCCCAGACAGUUGUUUGUAGAGUGAGGAAUCCAGCAAUGCCGCCCACAUUGCGGAUCGAAGCUUGGGCUGAGGACGCCAAGCACCGGUCGGUCGGAAGCUCCGGCAAAAGCCAGGCGGUGCAGCUAAGACAAGAUGGUCCUCCAAUGGUGCCUCCGGUGAUUGACCUCAACGAGGCCUGUGAGCUGAGUUACGAUGAGGUGGAAACUGAAGAGUUUCAUGGUUACCCGGAGCAGCUAAGCAUCGACAAGGUGAAGAGGUACCCGUUGGAAGGUGUUGGUGCUGCUGGUCCAAGUGACGUGAAAAUGCCCGUGUUCUUGGAUGUCCGGAAUCCGGCUGGGCAACCUGGGAAGAAGAAGAUCUCAUGGCAGGAUCAGUUAGCCCUGAAAGUAUAGGUAGGUGAUGAUAUGUAGUGAUGGUAGUCGAGGAUCUAUAUGUGUAGUCGCUAGCCCGCUAGUUGUAAAAGAAUCCUUGGGAGAAACUGGAUGGGUGCUUGCUCAUGUCUCAUGAUGAAAACUUGGGGGUGUCGUGUGCAUUAUCGACCACUGAUUUGUUUAUGGUUCCUCCUUUUGUGGUGGGCUAAUGGUUCUACUAUUUAUUUUAAAUAGAUAUCAUUUUAUAAUA
Phragmites australis (common reed) is the source of this 1963-nucleotide messenger RNA. RefSeq lists its product as uncharacterized. Lineage: Eukaryota; Viridiplantae; Streptophyta; Magnoliopsida; Poales; Poaceae. The transcript has 4 exons. Bases 1048 to 1734 code for a protein of 228 amino acids. The record is from RefSeq and is a predicted model, not a curated record.